GAGGUCAGAAGACGGGUUCAACAAUGGUUGCUAUUGCUGCCUCCGUUCUGUGGUUGAGCUGGAUAACCCUACACAUAGUAGAGAUUGAAGUGCCCGGUUCCUACGCCAUUGCCUGGAUAUUCUACAUCGGGUUUGUGACCCUGGUGGCUAGCUUCAGAUCCUCAGUUCGAGCUGAGUACGAUAUAAACGGGAACCCUCUAGAGGACUUCUUCGCAACCCUGCUAGUCUACCCGAGUGUAGCUAUACAGCUGAAGACUGUUCACAAGAAACAGGGACUGACUACUAUUGUGCCACAAGAGCCAGUUGCUAAUGGCAACGGAGCCACAAACAGUCAUCAUGUCAACGGUCUGGUUAUUGAGAACGGCAACUCUGCUGCUCAUCAAGUUUAAAUAGAUCGUCUUCUUUAUAGUCAGGUCUCUAGAGACUGAACUCUCGCUCGUGGAGGUUAUUAAGAUUGUAACCUAGCU
Messenger RNA from Bolinopsis microptera, 467 nucleotides. RefSeq lists its product as uncharacterized. The transcript is spliced from 2 exons. NCBI's taxonomy places the organism in Eukaryota, Metazoa, Ctenophora, Tentaculata, Lobata, Bolinopsidae. Bases 24 to 389 code for a protein of 121 amino acids. The record is from RefSeq and is a predicted model, not a curated record.